Molecule: messenger RNA, 1544 nt
Organism: Drosophila serrata
Lineage: Eukaryota; Metazoa; Arthropoda; Insecta; Diptera; Drosophilidae
Gene: Orc4
Product: origin recognition complex subunit 4
Biological process (GO): DNA replication; DNA replication initiation
Cellular component (GO): nucleus; nuclear origin of replication recognition complex
Molecular function (GO): ATP hydrolysis activity; DNA replication origin binding
Source: RefSeq, a predicted model, not a curated record
AUUUCGCGCGCGAAUCGUGCUCCGAAAUCGCAAACGUAAACAAACAAACAAUGCCGGAGGCCGUGCAGGAAUUCGUCAAAGCACGGCGAUUCCUCAAGGAACGCCUGCAGCGGGACUACACAACGCUGCGAGGCUACUCAGAGGAGCGCUCUAAUGUGCGCCAGCUUUUACAGCGCACGGCGGAAAUGGGCGAGUCCAAUUCCCUGCUACUCAUUGGGCCGCGCGGAGCCGGCAAGACCACGCUCAUCAAUGCCGUUCUGACCGAUCUGCUGGACAACAAGUCGUUCGUGGACAACACGCUGAUUGUGCAUUUGGACGGGAACCUUCACACGGACGACCGACUGGCCCUCAAGUCGAUCACAGUUCAGAUGCAAUUGGAGAAUGCGGCGGACGGGAAGGUUUUUGGCUCGUUUGCCGAGAACCUGGCCUUCCUGCUGCAGUGCCUCAAGUCGGGGGGCAAACGCGCCAAGAGCGUGGUCUUCCUGCUCGAGGAGUUCGACCUGUUUUGCACGCACCACAAUCAGACGCUACUGUACAAUCUCUUCGACGUUUCCCAGUCUGCGCAGGCGCCUAUUUGCGUCCUGGGCGUUACCUGCCGCCUGGACGUGAUCGAGUUGCUGGAGAAGCGUGUCAAGUCUCGCUUCUCUCACCGUCAGGUAUUCCUCUUUCCCAACUCGGAUCAGUUCGAAAAAUAUGCGGAUCUGUGUCUGGAGCUGCUCACCCUUCCUAGCAACAGCUUGUUGAAAUCCGCAGCGGAGCGCGUGAACAGCCUCCAGAUGUUGCGCUCGGAGGCACUCAGCUUCGGUCGUCGGCACAUGGACCCCACAGCAUAUACAUUCGACUCCAGAUUUCGGGAUGGCUGGAACAAGCAGCUUGCCAAGAUGUUGGCCACCCAGGCCGCUCAACGUACUCUGCAAACUCUUUACGACUUCGACAUUAGCGAGGCCUUCCUCAAGAAUUUCCUUUUCCGUUUGGUGGCCCAACUGCGAGAGGAGUCGCCGCACAUCACUGCCGACCAAAUGGCUUCGCUAGCGGCGCAGUACGAGAGCGACGAUAAAGUCGAACUGCUCUGCGGAUUGUCCGUUUUGGAACUGUGCCUCAUCAUUGCCGUUAAGCAUCACUCGGAGAUCUACGACCGCGAUCCCUUUAAUUUUGAGAUAAUCUUUGCCCGCUUCUCAAAAUUCGCCAAGGUGUCCACAACGAUGCAGGGUGUGGAGCGGUCCAUUGUGCUGAAGGCCUUUGAGCACCUGCGUAUUGGCGAGCUGAUCCUACCGCUCUCUAGCGGAACCAGCAGCGGCUCGGGCAAGGUGCAAAAGGAGUUUGAGAUGCACAAAAUGGCAUUGACCUACGGGCAGAUCCAGCAGGCAGUGCAACGCUACCAAGCUUUGCCCACAGAGGUAGCCCAAUGGUCACAAAGCUCGCUGAUUUAGGAGUUUCGCUAAACCCUAGGCCAUUUCUUAAUUUCCUUAAUUGUUUACACUUAUUUAUUUAUCGUAAUAAAGUUAAUAUCGUUUGUAUAUUGAAAGUUUAAAGUUGACCAACGA